This is a messenger RNA of Biomphalaria glabrata, 3406 nucleotides long. Its product is annotated as E3 ubiquitin-protein ligase Rnf220-like. The transcript has 14 exons. Gene Ontology annotation, biological process: protein ubiquitination. NCBI's taxonomy places the organism in Eukaryota, Metazoa, Mollusca, Gastropoda, Planorbidae. The coding region runs from base 961 to 2703 and encodes 580 amino acids. Gene Ontology annotation, molecular function: ubiquitin protein ligase activity; metal ion binding. The record is from RefSeq and is a predicted model, not a curated record.
UUAAACAAAACAUGAUUUUUUUUCUACAAGUGACUUCCGAAAGCUACUGUAUUUGUGAACGAGAUAUUCAGAUUCUAAACUUUGAAAGAACAAUAAAUGUUGUAGUCUAGUGUGUGCUAUAUAGAUUAUGUAGAGAGUUUCAACUAGUUUCAAUAGAUUCUAUUUCACUUUCAGGAAGUGGUUUUUGUGUUUUUAAGGCACCUCAUUAUACAGUAUAUGAUAGAAAAGUUUUGAAUAAAUCUAGAAUCUAAUAGCUUACUGAAUCUGCAUCUGAUAAAAUAUUUCUUUAUUUGGUUCCUAUUUUUCUUUUUGGAAUAAAAACAAAUGCAGAGCUUUGUGUUUCUAUCGCCGUCUAGAGAGUAAGUCGAAUGAAUUAAUGGAAAACGAUUGCUUGAUAUUUAGAUCAAUAAAUCAAUAAUACUUAGACCUCAAUUUUAAUAUAACAAAAAGGCUUCAAUUUUUAAUUGUCUGUUUUCUACAUUUAGUAGACACAGUCUUCAUAUGACAUAUUAAAGAGAGACAAAUUAAUAGAUAGGUCUGUUUUAAAAAAGGCUAAACUAUUGUUAUCUUUUGUUUAUAUUGAAAAAAAAUGAAGACAAUGAACAAGUCAUUGCCGUAUUAUAUGUUUACAAAUUAUAGUUUAAAUGCCAUUUCAUUUAGUGUCGCCCUAGUACUACUAGUCUAGAUCAAGCAAUAUUUUGUUUUUAAACUGAUUUCUGAAAGGAUGCGUUAACAGAAAACUAGUUUGGUUGCACAGUUAACAAAAUGUUUGUCCGCAUCACACCGGCAAGUUUUGUGCCAUGGAAAGAUUAUUUCGUUUCUUUGAAGUAGUUUUAAACUAACCUUAGGUUCCAAAUUUCCAGUGUCAUCGUUUGAGGGAAAUCAAUACACUCUAGUAGUGGAAUAUUCGCCUCUCAGUUACGCGUGCUCUCUGUGGUCUUUGUUUGCUUGUCCCUCUAAAUGAUGAGCACAGACCUUCAACGAUCAUUAGCAAUGUUUCGUUUUAAUUUUUGGCCCAAACAAUUUUUCCCGCCGGCUCCGGGCAGCGGUGGUAUGGACAACCCAGCGUUUAUGCCCAACCUAACAUCUCCUGCUCUUAUGGUUCUAGCUUCGACCACAGAAGGCAACGAGACCCCAAGGCUCCCAGGUCCGCCAAAUCCAUUUACUGGCCAGGGCAUGGACAAGGAUCUCCCUCCUCCUCCACCUUUCAGCUCAGCAAGCUUCGCAAUGUUCCGGCCUGGAGACCCCUUCUCGCCGCCACUGUAUUCCCCCUUGUCGUUUGUACGUCCAGGGAUUGACAGGCGCUUGGCGAUGAUGAACCAUGGAGUACGUCCUGGAGCAUUUCGACCCUUGGGUCCUGAAGGUUUAGAAGGCACGUAUCACUCAGCAUUUUCCCCGGCUAAGAAAAUCAAAUCCGACGACAGCUCAGCAGCAACGUCCUCUGCAGAGAUCGGGCACCAAAACGAAGGCGGCUACUGCGACGAUCAGUGCCCAGACGAGAGAGACACGCCACCCGGAGUGAAGGAGGAGAGACCGUCAAGUAUUAGCUCUGCUGGGUAUGAUACAAUAUCUGAGCCCGAAUCCGGUGACGCCUAUGAACGGGGGACACCUGACUCUGAAGGAAGAGCUUUAAGAAAGCCACGUAAAAGGGUAGCACACGACGGACAUACGCCAUGUUGUCCAGUGUGUGGUCUAACUCUGAGAGCUGGAGAGUUGGAGGCUCAUCUAAUGUUGGAGGUGGAGAAACUGGACAAACUCAGCAGAUGUGGUAGAAAAUCUUCGAGAGAUACAACACCUCAGGGUAGAAAGAGUUUGCCCUCACCGUCUGGUUCACGUAAAGGUAAAGAUUCACCCCCACCAGAAGUUGCCUCCAGAUCACGAUAUGAUAAUUUUCUUCGGAUACGAUGUAAUCGACAGUCAAGAUUAAGUGCCAGGAGUCGUAAUAAGAAAAAGAGACCAGGAGAUGAAGGCGUAAAAGAAACAGUGUGUCCUAUUUGUAAUGAGAGGGUGAUGGGUGUGGCAGAAGAUCUCAAUGCCCAUGUGGAGAUGUGUCUCAAGCAGAGAACUGAUGGAGAGGAGGAGCCUGUAGAUGUGGAAGGAGAGUAUGAAGAGUAUGAGUGGGCGGGGCAAACUAGGGUUAGAGCCACUUCCUUAUUAGAAGGAGGAUAUUCUGGUCAAGGCUUUCAAACUGUGACAGCCAGGAAAGGCUCAGAUGAGGAUGGUGAACUUAAUGUGGAUGGUGAUGACACAGAAGAAUAUGGAAGACCUCAAUUCAGUGAAAAAGACAUCCUGCCUAUCGGCUCCAAAGAAACUAGUCCUCCCAGUGAUACCAAGUCAUCAUUAAAAUAUGAAUCACCAGAAAGAAGUUAUUCUUCAAGGACUGAUACUGUCAAAUCAGAUGGUGUUGGUUGCAGUAAAACUUUGUACGAAGGAUUUUCCCAUUCCAGCUGUGAUCAAAGGGGAGAUGAGCAAUCUGCAUUAAUAGCAGCUCUCAGAUUGAAAUUACGUGACCUUGAAGCUGAAAAAUCAUCCAAGCAGAAAUGUCUUAUUUGUAUGGAUUCAUAUAAAACUCCAUUAACUUCAAUACAGUGUUGGCACGUCCAUUGUGAAGCCUGCUGGAUGAGGACUUUGGGCGCCAAGAAGCUGUGCCCACAGUGUAAUAUGAUUACUUCCCCUAAUGAUUUGCGCAGAGUUUACUUGUAGGCAUCUGUAACAGCACUGAUGAAUAGAUGUGUUUGCGUGCUAUGCAACACGAAUGUGGAUAGGAAAAAAAACUUCUAUUUUUAUAUCAGAAUAAAAGUUUAAAUAAUAAUAAUAAAGUUAAAAAUAACCUAUUUUAACUUAACUUUUUUAUUAGAGUGUGUUAGGCUUUUGUUCUGUUCGAUCUCAAAAUUAUAGGGCUCAUUAAAUAAAGCUCUAUCUACAUAUGUAUAUAUGCACACAUUUAAAUAACAUUUUUAUCAAAUUAGAAUAAGUGCAUCUAAAAUCUGUAUAUAAAAUUUUUUAAAACUAAGAAUGUUUGUUGAUAAUGUAAUGUUGAUAGCAUAAGGAUAUUACUUGUAAAUGCAUUUAGUGAUUUAUUUCCUUGUAUUUCUAAAAUGAUAAAAAAAUAACUUAUAGUCAUGCAUCAAAUUCUCUUGUAAUUUUUUAAAACUGCAAUUUGUUAUGCUCUAAAACAUUUUGUUUGUCAUACCAAAAAGUGAGCAAACUGAUGUUUGUAUAUAAAUGUAUUGCCAUGUUGUAUAGAAUGACUUUCUGUUGAUUGACUCAUAGAGUUUUAGAUUCCAGAAUUGUUGAUUUGGGGACCUUAGUAGUUUUAUUCAGAAUAUUUUGUUUAGAAAAGAUUUUUUUAAAACUUAGUUGUUGAUCUACACAUUUGUUGUCAAUAAAAUGUGAUUUGAGAUUG